ACAUUCAUUUCUACUACAGAAAGACACCGGUGAUCAUGUGAUAGUGGCCCUCACGAGGUCCCAUAGAUCGCCACUCUGACGACAGACACCUCAAGCGCAGACUAUUACGUUCGUUCUAUUUCCUAGUACUGAUACAACAUACAAUUAACUUCGACAUGCGCCUACCCACGAAGCAGUUCGCCGUUCUAUUGGCAUGCGCCGGCGUCGGCUCUUCACUCCAAGCAGAUAUUCCCGCCGACUUACCUGUUGCGUCGCUUAUUUCCUCUGCAAAAUCACAUCUUGCCACGGGCUCUCCUCGGGAUGCCUUGGCAUAUUUCGAUGCGGCCGUCGCCCGGGACCCGACCAACUACUUGACCAUAUUCCAACGAGGGGCUACAUAUCUUUCCCUCGGCAGGGAUACGCAGGCUAUUGAUGAUUUCAACCGUGUACUCGAGCUCAAACCAGACUUUGACGGUGCUUUAUUACAGCGGUCUAGAAUCAAGAGCAGAAGUGCGGACUGGAACGGCGCCAAAGCAGAUCUCGUCAAAGCUGGAAAGAAAUCUUCGCCGGAGUAUGUCGAACUUGAGGAGGCCCAAACGGCCGAGAAGGCGGCCGAGCACGCAGCGGCCAAGGAAGACUGGGAAACAUGUGUUUCGCAGUCGAGCGUGGCUAUUAUGAAAGCUAGUGUAGCUCUCAAUCUUCGACGACUUCGUUCACAUUGUCGUUUCGAGAAAGGGGAUAUUCAGGAAGCCCUUGGCGAUUUGGCACAUAUACUACAGAUCUCUCCUGGAUCUGUGGAACCACAUUUACAAAUAUCCUCGACAUUAUUCUUUGCUUUGGGAGACCAGGAACGAGCCAUUGCACAAAUCCGAAAAUGUCUUCAUUCAGAUCCAGACUCGAAGUCGUGUAGUCGGCUGUUCCGCAAAGAGAAGCAGUACGUCAAGAGCUUGAAUAAACUGAAAGAGUUCAUGGAGAAGCGUAAAUUUACCAACGCGAUUAAUCUUUUGGUUGGAACCAAGGACGAGAGUGGGAUGAUUGAUGAUGUCAAGGGAGACGUCAAGGAAGCCCGAGAAGCAGGACAUAUUCAUCCCAAUGCUCCUGAUGAGCUCUACACGUCCUUGGUCGAGACUACGUGCGAAGUAUACCGAGCUAUGAACUCGAAAAAAGCAAAGACCUACUGUGCUGAUAUCCUAAAACUCAAACCACACUCGUUGCAUGGUCUUUUAUACCAGGCUCAAACCCUAAUUGACGAAGACGAAUUUGAACGGGCAAUCAACACCCUAAAUACUGCCAAGGAACACCACCAAGGCUCCCGAGAAGUCCAAGAGCUUCUUCAAAAGGCUCAAGUCCUACUCAAACGAUCCAAACAAAAGGACUACUACAAGGUACUUGGUGUCAGUCGUGAUGCAGACGACCGAACAAUAAAACGAGCAUAUCGACAACUCACUAAACAGCAUCAUCCGGAUAAGGCCAUGUCGCAGGGUGUAACCAAGGAGGAAGCAGAGAAGAAGAUGGCUGCAAUUAAUGAAGCUUAUGAAGUUCUUUCGGACCCCGAGUUGAGAGCUCGGUUUGAUAAUGGUGAUGAUCCUAAUGAUCCAGAGUCGGGACGAGGGGCUCCUUUCCAGGGACAUCCGUUCGCUGGGGGACGAGGAGGAAGUGGUCAGCAAUUCUUCUUCCAACAGGGUGGUAGCGGUGGAGGAGCUCAGUUCAAAUUCAACGGCUUUCCGGGGGGGUUUCCAGGAGGCUUCCCAUUUUAGAAUACUCCAUGUAUUUUAUUGUCAAGACAAUUCAAUAUAUCCUUUUGAAUAUGGCAUCACAUUCUGAUAAUUCAAAUCCUCUGAAGAUAUAACAAACUACGAAGCUACUUUGGCGCAUCUGUCAAAGGCACAUAACUAACACCAAAGACCUUCUCCUUCACCACCGUCCCAUCAGCUUUCUUAUCCACAACCCAAAUAUACUGUCCACCACCCAAACCCACAUGACUUAACCCAUCUUCCCCUUCCUCCGACUCAACAGGGAUAAACAUUCUUCCAGGUGCUUUCAACUGCUCAAUAAGAGGAGCAUGAAGCUCCACCGCCGCAGCGCCUACAUGAAUAGCAUCAUAUGGGCCCCCUUCCGGCCAACCUCUUCUCCCAUCACCGCAGACAAAUUGCACUUUGCCCGACUUUAGAAAGUUGCGUCCAUCCUCGGAUUUGCCCAUAUUUUCCCGGGCGAGGUCGACUAGUUCUUGGAUAUGUUCGAUUCCGAUUACGUGCCCAUCUGCAUCUGUUGGGGGUGAAGAGGGGUCUGUUAUUAGGUUGGCGAUUACGUGCGUCAGAUAACCUGAUCCAGAGCCUAUGUCUAGCACGCGUGAGCCUGGGUGGAGGAAGUCAAUUAGAUAUUCGCAGGCGUGGCCGUGCAUAUGUGGUGCUGAGAUGGUUGCGCCAUAUCCGAUGGGUUGCGGGGAGUCGGAGUAUGGGCUUGAUGGGGCAUAA
Molecule: messenger RNA, 2453 nt
Organism: Talaromyces stipitatus ATCC 10500
Lineage: Eukaryota; Fungi; Ascomycota; Eurotiomycetes; Eurotiales; Trichocomaceae
Product: DnaJ and TPR domain protein
Exons: 2
Coding region: 156-1736 (526 amino acids)
Biological process (GO): protein folding in endoplasmic reticulum
Cellular component (GO): endoplasmic reticulum
Molecular function (GO): misfolded protein binding; protein-folding chaperone binding
Source: RefSeq, a predicted model, not a curated record